CACAGGCGUGUGGGGCGGUUCCGAGGCGAGUUUGGCGCUGGGAAGCCUAAGAGGAUAAGACCUAAAACCUAUUUUGGAUAGAGAAUAUUGGAAUAUUGAAUCAUUUAGCUAAAAAUGGUAUUUUUUACAUGCAAUGCAUGUGGAGAAUCCGUGAAGAAAGUUCAAGUGGAAAAGCAUGUGACUAUCUGCAGAAAUUGUGAAUGCCUUUCUUGCAUUGACUGUGGUAAAGAUUUCUGGGGUGAUGACUAUAAAAACCACGUGAAAUGCAUAAGCGAAGAUCAGAAGUAUGGAGGCAAAGGUUAUGAAGGUAAAACCCACAAAGGCGAUAUUAAGCAGCAGGCAUGGAUUCAGAAAAUCAAUGAAUUAAUUAAAAAACCCAACGUCAGCCCCAAAGUGAGAGAACUUUUAGAACAAAUUAGUGGUUUUGACAACAUUCCAAGGAAAAGGGCAAAAUUUCAGAAUUGGAUGAAGAACAGCUUAAAAAUUCACAAUGAGUCGAUCCUGGAGCAGGUGUGGAGUAUCUUUUCUGAAGCUUCCAGGAAUGAACCAGUCAGUGAGGGGCAAGAUAAACAGCCGCUCAACCAGGGGGCCAAUCCGUGUGCAGAAAUCUCCACCAAGGCUCCAUCUGCCGGUGCGUGCAAAGCCCCGGAUCAGCAGGCAGAGAUGAAGAAGAAUAAGAGAGACAGGAAGGAAGAGCGGCAGAAGAACAAGAAAAAAGAAAAGAAAGAACUAAAAUUAGAAAACCAACAGGAAAAUUCUAGAAGUCAGAAGCCUAAAAAGCGCAAAAAGGGGGAGGGGGCCGAGCCAGAGGCUGGCAGUGCGGGGACCCCCGAGGCCAACGGCACAGCUAGGAAGAGAGACAAGAAGAAAAGGAGCAAAGGCGAGUGCACUACAGAGGGGGGCGUGAACGGAGACCGGGGUCGGGAGGAAGACUCUGCCAAGGAGGAAGAGACAAAAGCAGGCGCCAGAAAACGAAAACGGAAGCAUUCUGAAGGUGAAGCAGACUCUAAGAGGAAAAGGAUGAAGCCCCCAGGACAUUCUGAGGGCGGAGAAAGGGAAGACCAUAACCCUCCUGUGAAAGGUAAAUUCAACUGGAAGGGAACUAUUAAAGCAGUUCUGAAACAAGCCCCGGACAAUGAAAUAGCAGUCAAGAAGCUAAAGAAAAAGGUUUUAGCUCAGUACUACGCAGUGACAAAUGAGCAUCACAGAUCCGAAGAGGAGCUCCUGGUCAUUUUUAACAAGAAAAUCAGCAAGAACCCUGCCUUUAAGCUAUUAAAGGACAAAGUCAAGCUUUUGAAAUGAACAUUUUCAUAUUUCAAAAAUAAAUCUGUUCUGUCGUUGACUUCUUCCUUUCACUGUUUAGAAAAUAUGUAAUGAAUUCUGGCAACUCACGUUUUACUUUCCAAAGCUGUAUUUUUAAGUUAAAGAAAAUAUAUAUUUUUGGUAGAACUUUUA
Messenger RNA from Trichechus manatus latirostris (Florida manatee), 1455 nucleotides. RefSeq names its product Ly1 antibody reactive (gene LYAR). Gene Ontology annotation, molecular function: DNA binding. The record is from RefSeq and is a predicted model, not a curated record. NCBI's taxonomy places the organism in Eukaryota, Metazoa, Chordata, Mammalia, Sirenia, Trichechidae. The transcript has 9 exons. Gene Ontology annotation, cellular component: nucleolus. Bases 115 to 1302 code for a protein of 395 amino acids. Gene Ontology annotation, biological process: rRNA processing; negative regulation of transcription by RNA polymerase II.